This is a messenger RNA of Fulvia fulva, 759 nucleotides long. RefSeq lists its product as uncharacterized. Gene Ontology annotation, molecular function: protein binding. The coding region runs from base 1 to 759 and encodes 252 amino acids. The transcript has a single exon. Lineage: Eukaryota; Fungi; Ascomycota; Dothideomycetes; Mycosphaerellales; Mycosphaerellaceae. The record is from RefSeq and is a predicted model, not a curated record.
AUGCUAUCAUCGAUAGCUAUAAGGACAUUACUCGAGGCGAAGUCGUCUACAGACAUACAGACGGUGCUAGCCACCGUGCCCUUGACGACAGACUCCGCCUCGAGCACAGUGUUCGGCACAUACGAGUUACUCGAACAUGUCCUCCUAGCACUUCCAUUCCACGACCUCUACGUCUGCCAACAAGUCGCUCGAUCAUGGCGAGACGUAAUCCACAGAUCGAACAACAUCCAACAAGCAAUGUUCCUCCUAGCCGAUGGUCCACCACUGAAGCCAGUAGACGAUACGUACAACGUCUUCGGAGGUCGAACACGAGCGCUCUAUCGUCCAGCGCCUGUGCGUCUUAACCCUGCUGCCGAAGUAGUCGGUCUCUACAACCAACCCUCGGGUCGAGGUCAUCGCCUCCCACUCGCGACAUUUGGCAUCUCAGACCAGAAUGUCUUUCUCAACUUCGACGUUAAGGGUAUUCCAAUCUAUGAGACUAAGAUUUUGGCUGCAGAUGCUUCGUGGAGGAAGAUGCUGGUCACGCAGCCGCCGAUUGUCGCGGUCAACUUUGACUUCAUUCGGAGGGAGCCGCAUGGUGGAUCGCUAGACGCGUAUAAUCCUACGGGCGUGACUUUUGGGGAUCUGCAUGAUUGGAGUGUGAAGUUGGCAGAGGAGUACUGGCUUGAGACGGGUCAUGAUCCGGAGUUGAGUUUUGAGAGUAUAAGUUUUUGUCUGUUUCAUCCUUUCACUGAAGAUGGGCCGGAGGAGGCGUGGUAG